CCAAUGGAGAUAAUCCAAUCCGAAGUGGCACUGGAGACUGAUGCACAAUCGGUCCAAAUCAAACAUCAAUUACUCUACGGGAAACCUGCGACUGGGGGCGAAGCGCCAACGCUGCGCGUAUAAGGAAACUAGGACGCGCAUUUGCGCUCAGGUACCAUCGCCCUUUAAGGGCCCGGGAUGAGCAUGCGUGGACGAGUGUGGGGCUUAACCAGGACCCAGCACAUCAUUGUCAAACAUUGCAAUAAGGUCUGGCUGCACGCAGUCCGACUUGCAACCGGCGAGAGGGGAGCGCGCACAACUUCUUUAGCAAUAAACGACAGCACAAUCGCGGAAGGUAAGGAAGGCAUCCUGAAUGGCGCCUGUGACAUUAUAACAAAUAACGACGGCAUGAAGAGACCCCUGAGCCCCACCCGCCUGCUGGAGAAUGGCCGGCUAUGCCUGCCGUUUGGCACGUGCCUGGAUCUGGAGGAGGCCGGCGACGGCGCCGCCGAGCUGCGGCUGACUCAGGAGAAGAAGAAGCUGCUCUUCUCCCUGUGCGAGGUCUGCAACAUCCAGCUGAACUCGGCCGCCCAGGCCCAGGUCCACUACAACGGGAAAUCCCACCUGAAGAGGGUCAAGCAGCUCAACAACGGCGAGCUGCCCCCAGCGGGCAGCCCCGCCAACCCCAUCACCUCCUCCAGCAGCUCAGGAAGUUCAUGCCAUAGCAACACCCUUCCUGCUCUGGUGCGGACACCUCCUCUGAUGAUGCAGUCCACGCUCGAUAUGAAACCGUUCAUGUCCUUCUCAGUGGAUACCAGUUCUCCAGCUGGGCUCUUCCCCAAUUUCAACACGAUGGACCCUGUGCAGAAAGCCGUGAUCAACCACACAUUCGGGGUCUCCAUCCCUCCAAAGAAAAAGCAAGUUAUUUCCUGCAGCAUCUGCCAGCUGCGCUUUAAUUCAGAUAGCCAGGCCGAGGCACACUACAAAGGCAGCAAACAUGCCAAGAAGCUCAAAGCACAGGAGUCUACGAAAAAUAAGCAGAAAAAUGCUCCUUCCAGGGACAAGGCAAAGACAAUCACCAUCACAGCGGCAGGCACUGCCAACAACCCUGACCAACCAGAAAAUAACGAGGCGACCCCCACUGUGCCUAAAGCCGCCACUCUUCCUAAACCCUUUGCCCCCACUGCUGGUGCGGCCCCAGUGCUCAGCCUCUGCAAGCCUGCGCCGGAGCCCCUGGCUGCCCUCCCCCCCGCCGAGACGCCGGCGCAGACCCCCGCACCCACCGAUGAGUCUGAGGAGGAAAAGGCCAAGAAGCUUCUCUACUGUUCGCUAUGCAAAGUGGCCGUCAACUCGCUCUCCCAGCUAGAGGCUCACAACUCAGGUUCGAAGCACAAGACCAUGCUUGAAGCCAGAAACGGAGCCGGCCCCAUUAAGGCUUAUCCCAGACCUGGUUCCAAGCUGAAGGUCCAGGCUGCUGUGACGAAGGGGUCGGGGCUUCAAAACAAAACGUUCCACUGCGAGAUCUGCGACGUGCACGUCAACUCGGAGAUUCAGCUUAAGCAGCACAUUUCUAGCAGAAGACACAAAGACAGGGUGGCUGGGAAACCCAUAAAGCCCAAGUACAGCCCCUAUAACAAGCAGCAACGUAGCACCAACGCAUUGGCAGCCAAACUCGCAUUCCAAAAAGACCUGGUGAAACCACUGUCGCCAGCUUUCAUUUCGGCCCCGUUCUCCGCCACGACGGUGCCCUCCAUCUCCCUGCACCCGCGACCCAACACCUCCCUCUUCCAGACGGCUGCUCUUCCAGCCUCCUUCCUCCGAGCCGCCCCUGGACCAAUACGACCAGCGGCGGGUUCCAUCCUAUUUGCUCCUUAUUAAUCCCUUCAUCCACACUAGAAUGGAGGCAGAACCUCCACAGGCUGAGCGACCAUUCCAGAAGGGCCUCUUCAGUGCCGUACGUCAUGCAAUGGAGGUCCCAGCUGCACCCACAGCAACGUGGAUUCUUCUAUGACUUGACAGGACUGGGAGUGCUUCAGACGACAGUGUGUUGAUUUAGCUUAUGUUCCCUCAACGGUGUUCUCCAACCGACUGAACCAAAUUGGAUCGACUGAGGGCUUGUACAUGUGAUACAAUAGGAAUGAAGAACAUCAAACUGCUUCCUGAAUGACUUGAAGUUCCACCGUCUUCCGAUUCAAUGGCAAGUGACAACUUCACCUACCCAUGUAAUGUGGUUUGCCACCAUCUCAUAGGACAGCGUGCAAAAUUCAAUCACAUCAUGAUGUUGUCAGGGAUUGUAUAAUGCUGUUUGGGCCUAAGUGCUGUUGUGUAUUGUUGUAGUUAAUGAGCUAUAUUUCGGUUUAUUUAUUGCCUACUGAUUCUAUGUUUUUCUCUGCACAAACACCUCAGAAGAGAACAACUCCCAGAUAGCCAUAAUAAAUCAUGUCUCAGUAAGAGUAUUUUCAGCAUAUGCUUUUGAAGGAGGCUACAGUUCAUAUUCUCAGUGGGUUGGACUGAUGACUGCAGUUAAAGUUUUUUUUUUUUUAAGAAUAAAGGUCAAAUAUGGCAAUUAUCCAUUAUCUUACCUGCCUGUUUUUUGGUAGGGAAUUCAUUGGCCUUUCAUUACUUUGCAAUAGAGUAACAAUAGCACGUUACCUUGCAGCCCCUCAACGCAAUAAUGUACAGAUCAUUAGAUAUUUAUAUUCACUUUAGUGUGUUUAAUGUUUACUGUGCAAGUUAAAAGAAUUGUAUUGUAUGGGGGCAGAGAUAAAGUGCUUAGAUACAGUGAUUUGUAUUUUUAGAACCUUAAAAACAUCCAUACUAAGAAUUACAACGAGUCAUUCAUUAAAAUGUAGGAUAAGUGUUUAGUGUUUAAUAUGUAUGUACAACACAAAAAGACAUCUACCUGUAAAUGUACCUUUUCAAUAAAACCGUAGAUUUAAAUUGUUUGUUCUCAUAUUAUAAAUUGAUUUUUGUAUUAUAGAAUUCCAAAUAUAUAAGUACAAUUCCCACUUUGAAAAGAGUUUAUAUGAAGCUGAUCUCAGUUCAGAAAUUAACAGAGCUAUAUAAAGGUCUACAGCUGUAUUUAGUAGCAAAGCAUGCUAAUGUAAGAAGAGUAAAUUGAUAUUUUUUUUCUGUAUGAUAUGUACAGUAUUUAUUUUUGGAAAAUUUUCUAUUUUGCAAAGAGUACCAAUACUGUCUUCAUUAAACUAGUUUAGAGAUAAGUAAUUUGGAAGGAUUGUUUUCUAAUAAAUGGUUUCAUUUACAGUAUGUCCUUUUUUAAAACCCAAUGUUACAAUAAUUCAUUUGUAUUGGAAGCAUGUACCACUUCAGUCAAACUUUAAAAAAAAAAUCUGUAUUUCAAGAGCUUAAACAAUGUUCAAUUAACAUUUAGCCAACAGCACUCUUUGCAGAGGAAAAAAAUGCAAAGGACACUACUCAACAAAAAUGAUGUUUACAUGCAUCAACAAAAGUGAUUCAUUCACAGUACCUCAGUAUCUUAAUUCCUGUUUUACAGAAUUUCUCUGGACAUGUUGAUAUCUUAGGGACAGACAUGAAAUCUCUUCCUCAGCUACUAAGGAGAGCAAGUGCUUGUGUCAAAUGCUGUAAUAAAAACCACCUAAUGACACCUUUGGUAGCAUGAUCAAAGUCAGUAUCUUUUGUUGAAUUAAACUACCAAAAAAAAAACGAAAAUGCCAUAUCAUUGUGGUCCAUGGUUCAUGGUUGUUUUUCCACAACUAGCUAUUCUUCAUCAUCCAAAAUCUGUAUUAACUACAUCAUUAUUAUAAGUAAAAUUAAGUUUCUCUAUGUGAUCCUAAAUUUCAUUUAAUAGAAAAAUACACAGCUAUUGAAGAAGGUUCAGAUUUUAUGUACCAGUAAAUUGUUUUUGAUGUUAUUCACCUCACCUAUCUAUGUGUUUGAUUUAGUGACAUUUCUUUCCCUUCAUAAAGGGCAAACGAUCUUUACUGUUUAUGAUUUUGUCAUGUGGCUUAUAGCUUAAGCAUUUUCUCAUUAAAUGUUUUAACAUCAACGUC
Molecule: messenger RNA, 4010 nt
Organism: Paramormyrops kingsleyae
Lineage: Eukaryota; Metazoa; Chordata; Actinopteri; Osteoglossiformes; Mormyridae
Gene: znf385b
Product: zinc finger protein 385B
Cellular component (GO): nucleus
Molecular function (GO): zinc ion binding; nucleic acid binding
Source: RefSeq, a predicted model, not a curated record